AGAAUAAUUUAAUCUUUCUGGAAUGGUCAUAUAAGGGACUCCGCCAUAGUUAAAACCAAUUCAAGUUCUUCAAAGCAAGCAGAAACAGUGGAGUUAUAGUGUUGCGGUAGAGGAAGAAGAAUCGGUGAGAGCAUCAUCAUCAGAGUGAUGGCGAGAGUGGGUAGAAUGAAGCUGGGUUCUCAAGGGUUGGAGGUGUCUGUGCAGGGACUGGGGUGCAUGGGAAUGUCUUCGAACUAUGGUCCUGCUAAGCCAGAACCUGAUAUGAUUGCUCUUAUUCACCAUGCUGUUCAAAGUGGUGUAACUUUUCUUGACAGUGCUGACAUCUACGGCCCUUACACCAACGAAGUCCUGUUAGGAAAGGCUCUGAAGGAAGGGUGGAGAGAUAAGGUUGAAUUGGCUACCAAGUUUGCAAUCAGAGUCACACCAGAAGGGAAAAAGGAGAUACGUGGUGAUCCAGAAUAUGUGAGGUCUGCUUGUGAGGACAGCUUGAAGAGACUUGAGGUCGAUUGCAUUGAUCUCUAUUACCAACAUCGAGUUGAUACUCGUGUUCCUAUUGAAGUCACGGUUGGGGAGCUUAAGAAACUUGUUGAGGAGGGAAAGGUAAAAUAUAUUGGUCUGUCUGAGGCUUCAGCUUCAACCAUCAGAAGAGCACAUGCAGUUCAUCCGAUAACAGCAGUGCAGUUGGAGUGGUCGCUAUGGUCAAGAGAUGUUGAAGAAGAAAUAGUUCCAACUUGCAGGGAACUUGGCAUCGGAAUUGUUGCAUAUAGUCCUCUUGGGCGAGGAUUCUUUUCAUCAGGAACAAAGUUGCUUGAGAAUUUGGCACCGGAUGAUUCCCGGAAGUUUUUGCCCAGAUUCAAACCUGGAAAUGUAGAGCAUAAUAACAUCAUAUUUGAGAAGGUUAAGGAACUGGCUACAAAAAAGGGAUGUACUACAUCUCAACUUGCGCUGGCCUGGGUUCAUCACCAAGGAAACGACGUGUGUCCAAUACCUGGAACAACAAAAAUUGAGAACUUUAAUGAUAACCUUGGGGCUCUGUCUGUGAAACUAACACCAGAAGAAAUAGCAGAACUUGAGUCCUUUGCUGCUGAAGAUAUCAAGGGUGGUAGAUACAUGGAAGGGGCAAAUACAUGGAAGACUGGUCAUACUCCACCACUUUCUUCUUGGAAAACUGCAUAAUCACUGCAUUACUUAAUGCUUGUACUAUUGAGUACCUUGUGCAUUUGCUGCUUAAAUAAUUUUAUCUCUUUCGAACUCUUCUAGUUUCUAGCAGCAGCUGGUGUAUUUUCAAGUGGUUUGAAUGAACUCUGUCGUAUGAUUCCAUAUUGCUUCACUUGUGUACAAGUUCAGCGGAAAUGAGUUUAUAUAAAUAAAUGUUCUGAAA
Vigna unguiculata (cowpea) is the source of this 1381-nucleotide messenger RNA. RefSeq names its product putative aldo-keto reductase 2. Lineage: Eukaryota; Viridiplantae; Streptophyta; Magnoliopsida; Fabales; Fabaceae. Gene Ontology annotation, cellular component: cytoplasm. The record is from RefSeq and is a predicted model, not a curated record.